Molecule: messenger RNA, 865 nt
Organism: Corticium candelabrum
Lineage: Eukaryota; Metazoa; Porifera; Homoscleromorpha; Homosclerophorida; Plakinidae
Exons: 3
Coding region: 55-576 (173 amino acids)
Source: RefSeq, a predicted model, not a curated record
AUGUACUUCGAGGCAAUUCCGCUAUAUAAGGUAGCCCUAGGUAUCUGAACGAGGAUGUCUGGAAGUUGUGCAGGGACUGUGUUUGUGGCAUAUGCGAAGAAAGACAGCAACGACUUCACAUCACCGUUUAUAGAGGAGGCCGAGAAAUUAAAAUUAAAAAUUCGAACUGUUGAUACAUUUAGUUUGCAAUGUUCAACUGAUCCUGACUGGGAUAGCAGCCCUGUGCCAGACAAGAUAAGGAAGUAUAUCAGAGAAUCAAUCUGCUUUGUGUGGAUUUUUAGCCCUGCAUUCCUUCAAGACAAGAAAGCAGCAAUUAGCAGUGACGCCGAUUGUGAAGCUGAUUCUAUUCCGAAAUUGGUGGAUAUCAUAUUUGACAAUUUUGUAGUACAUGGUGAUGCCAAAUACAGUUCAGCUCGCAUGUUCACCAUUUGUCAUCAUACAACAAGGGAACAACUUCGAGAUACCGACUGUGUAAUGGCUUCAUAUGCACCACUGGACAGUAGCUGUGGGCCAUUUAUUGCUGCUCAGUUGCUGAAGAUAAAAGUAGAAGAUGUUGACGAAAAGACAGAAUGGUAAACAGAUAGUAAGUACACAGACAUUACUAAAUCAUGUUGCCAUGUAUGCAGAGUGGGUGCUAUUGCAUAAGUGGAAUAAAUACCCUGUUGAACGUCAGUGCUUCUUUAUGUUCGAUAGAGCUGCAAAAAAUGAAUUUACCAGAUAAGGAAUCGGGUGAAGUACAGGGUGAGGCAUCAACUGGCAAAAAGUCGACGAAAAAGGACAGCAGAGAUGCCACACUACCUGAACAGAAGUGCAAAGGGAAACGAAGACUUGUUACAGAUAAAGUCUAGCUGGACCUAAUAAGCCA